Molecule: messenger RNA, 1498 nt
Organism: Octopus sinensis (East Asian common octopus)
Lineage: Eukaryota; Metazoa; Mollusca; Cephalopoda; Octopoda; Octopodidae
Product: RAD52 motif-containing protein 1
Exons: 6
Coding region: 53-955 (300 amino acids)
Cellular component (GO): nucleolus
Molecular function (GO): RNA binding
Source: RefSeq, a predicted model, not a curated record
GAGUUAUUUCCCUUGGGCGCGUUUUUAUUUAUUCAAUUAGUAUUGACAAAUCAUGAACGACAUUGAAAUAAUUGAGUUCUGCCCGCCACAUUCUAAUCGGAAAAACUUGUUUGUAUCUAAUAUACCGCUGUCAUUACCACCAGCUGAUAUCUACGAUAUUCUUUAUGAGAAAUUCUCUGCAUUUGGUCUUCUCUAUGAAAUUCAGCUAUUCUCCAAUACAAAUCAGCAACCAGUACAGUAUGAACACGUGUCACAUGCUGGGAAGAAUGACUCUGUUUCUAAUAAUAAUAAUGCCUAUGCCUUUGUGAAGUAUUAUUCUAUCAAAGCAAGUCAAAGUGCUCGGAGAAAUCUAAACUGUAACUUAUAUAUUGGUGGACAACAAUGCAAGAUUGUAACUGCCAAGAGAAAAAAUAUAUUUACCUUAGAGCACCUUUCUUUGAAUAGAUGCUAUGAUAUGGCAAAUUUCUACUUUGGUUUUAAUGGCUGGACAACAAAUAUUAAACUGUUAAAACAGGAUACAUAUGAAAUGGAUACCAAUUCAACAAUAUGUAAGGUUUGUUUCUAUUCCCUUUCCACUGUAUCAUUACCAUUCCAUAGAAUCACAUCAGAGGGAUUUGGAGCAUGGGAAGAAACUUGGAACCAAAAUGAUCCUUUACAAAAACUCACAGUAUAUCACAAAGCACGGAAAAUCUGUUAUCAACGAUCUCUUGUAAAUGCUUUCUCGAAAAUUCUUGUGUUAGUGCUGCCAAAUGGAAAGAUUUGUGCUGAAUUAAACACUUCUAAACCUGAUAUCUACUGUGCAGAGACAUUUGAAACAAAUUUACUUCAGAUUAAUGAGCUUGACCAAGAACCUGAGGUUGAGGCUGAUGGUAAUGAGGAAAACACAAUACAUGAAGGGACAUUAAAUCUUGAUGCCCUUAACAUCCAGUUGCUACAAGAACUAGAAGAUUUUUAGCUUUGAAAACCAUAUAUUUUAUUUAAGAGUCUUCGAUUCAUAUGAACAUUGAAGUUGGAAUGGCUUGAAAGAAUUUCAUAAAUAUAAUUUUCUGAUGAAAACAAUUGACUGAAAUGAAGGAUGUUUGAAUGGUACUUAAAUUAGAGAAAAUAUGUAAAAAAUGAAACAAUUCUUUAACAUAAAGUAAGCUUUAUAUAAAUGGAUUAGUUUUGUUGGAGUGGAGUAAAUAAACACUUGUUUUAAUGAAAGGAUUUUGCUUCCAUAAAUUUAAUAAAAUUCUUUAUUUAUAAGAGUCAUUUUGUGUAAAUAAAUUUCAAAAAUGAACCUUUUGGGUUUAUCACUGCUUAGUAGUAUCAUUUGACACAAACUAAAUAUAUAAUUGUUUCAAAUGAUCUAGGACCAAAACUUAGAUUCCUUUAAAUUCUCUCCCACCAAUUUUAUUUGUUUUCUAAAUAUUUUAAGUAUUUACUUUUCCUUGCAGACAAGAGCUAAAGUAUUUAUCAAUGUAUGAAAUUUCUCAAAAGUGUUUAUUUACAUCACUCC